UGCCCCUUUUUAGUGAUGAUGUGACGAUAAAUAUAGACAUGCUAUGUUGUGAAAUAGGCUCGUGUUUCCAUGAUAUUUUUGAAAGUAGAUGUUUAAAUGAGCUAAUUAGAUUGUGAUUUAUUGGCUUUGCAAGUCAGUCCUCAGUUCUACAUUUGCAUUUUAUUCAAAUCGUUUCAGCGUCUUGUACCCGAAUAACCUAUUAGGUUAGCUUUUCGUCCAAUCAUAUUGCCCAAACUGUUUCAUGAAUACACGUUUAUUAGGAUUAUGAUUCCAGUACCAGUAGCUACGUUAACGUUAAUAAUGAAAAAUUAUGAAACAACUAUUUCAUUGACAACUUUUCUACCAGGCUACAGAACGUAAAUGAAAACUACUAGUGAAUCCAUUGCUGCUGUAGCUUUAACUGUUAGCUACUCCUACCAGUGAAAACGAGCGGCUUCAGUGUAGUCUUCGGCAGGCCGUUGUGCGACGCAGGUUGGCGAAGGAGAAUGGCUAAUACCAGCUGGAAGAACUUUUUCCUUUCACUCAUCGACUACAAAACGGAGAAAUAUGUUAUCGCAAAAAACAAGAAAGUUGGUGUACUGUUCAGGGUUUUUCAGUUGUCUGUUCUUGCCUACAUUAUCGGGUGGGUCUUCCUGACAAAGAAAGGUUAUCAGGAAAGGGAUGAUGCAAUUCAGAGCUCUGUGAUCACUAAACUGAAAGGAGUUGCUCUCACCAACGCCACAGAUAGUGGAGUACAUUUGUGGGGGGCAGAAGAUUAUGUUAUCCCUCCACAGGGUGAGAGAGUCUUCUUCAUAAUUACAAAUUUCAUAGAGACGCCAAACCAGAGGCUUGGCUAUUGCGCUGAGAGCACCAGGGUGCUUGAUGGUCAUUGUAGGCAGAAUGAAGACUGCACUGAAGGGGAGGCAGUCAUAUCUGGAAAUGGGAUAAAGAGUGGGCGCUGUUUGAACUCUACAGGUACAUGUGAGAUAUAUGGCUGGUGUCCCAUUGAAAAACGACACAAACCAAAGGAAGCAAUUUUACGAAAAGCUGAAAACUUCACAGUCUUCAUAAAGAACUUCAUCAGGUUUCCUAAAUUUCAGUUUUCAAAAUCGAAUAUCCUGGAGACGAACGAUGACAUGUAUUUAAAAAAAUGCCGUUAUAAUGAGACCCAGCAUCCAUACUGCCCCAUAUUCCGCCUGGGAGACCUUGUCCACUGGGCUGGCCACAGUUUUCAGGACAUGGCUUUGCUGGGGGGGUCAAUCGGAGUUCUGAUACAGUGGAAAUGCGACCUGGACAAGGAUUACUCAAAGUGCAAUCCCCAGUACAGCUUCACUCGGCUCGAUGUGAAGUCCAAUAACUCCAUCACUUCUGGAUAUAACUUCAGAUAUGCCCGCUAUUACAAAGAUGGAGCAGGGCAGACUUACCGAACACUGUUUAAAGUGUAUGGGAUCCGCAUUGACAUCAUGGUGACCGGAGAGGCUGGAAAGUUUAAUAUUAUCCCCACCAUAGUAAAUAUUGGCUCAGGGCUUGCUUUAAUGGGUGCAGGAGUGUUCUUCUGUGACAUGAUACUGCUGUACUUGAUGGAGAAGAGCACAUUCUACAGAGAGAGCAAAUUUGAAACUACCAAGUACGAAUCCGCCAGAUGGAAACAUAAGAGCAGAGAACUAAAACCUUUGCCAGAAGAUGGAACACCCAAUAGACAGGAUGUAUGGAAAGGGAAAUUCAUCGAUCUGUCAAGAAAUAACUCAGAAGUGAGCAGCUAAGACUGGCUUUGCCGGCACCGUCAGUGAGCAGGACUGGUGUCUCGGGCGUGGGGUGAAGUGCCGGCUGCUGAAUUCGGUCGGAGUUCCUCCUCCCUUCCCCGAUCGGCACUCGGAAUACAGACCAGUACAGGAAGAGACAGGGCCCUGAUAUCUCAGCCGACAGGCUGUUGUCACACAUCGAUUUGACUGGGCUGCAACGCGCGGCUGGAAAACGAGAACUGCCAUCAAAGAGAAUACCAUUCCUGUGUAUUUCCUUGUUGCAGUUUUCUGAAAAUGACAAGCAGGGUACAUUUUGACCUUUGUCACAAAGGUUGUUUUGUCUGUUUGUUGUGAGACUUUUCUGUUGUGAUGGACAUAAUCUCUCAGCAUGAAGUCACUCAUAUAAACCAUAGCAGUCUGAUUUAUACGGAGGCGUUUCUGAAAAUCUUACCGUCCAACACAAGGUGGUUUUUGCAACAGCAACUGUAUCUUUUGUAGGUCAGAAAUGGAAUGCUAAUCAAAUACGAUUUGCCUGCGAUGCCAGUGAAAUUAAACCUUUCCAGUCAAAUCUAGUACUUAAAGUAGAAUUUGAAAAAUCAAAUGUGUAUUUAUGGUGAUAUAAGAUGCAUGAUAUGUAAAUUCUUGGGGCUAAUUUCAAUAACAAAUAUUUGACUGACUAUAUUGACUGAUGCCAAUAUUGAGUCCUCCCUGUUUUACAGUGCAAAUGCAAACUGCUUCCACAACUAGUGAAGGAACAAGUAAUAAUUAUUUAUAUUUGUUUCAAAAUGCGUAAUUUAUUAAAUGGAGAGCAAGGUUUUUUUUUUUUUGGUUGGUGAGUGGCUGUUUUAGUUUUCUUCUUAAAAAUAAAAUGUGGGUUCAUUUU
This is a messenger RNA of Conger conger (European conger), 2604 nucleotides long. RefSeq names its product purinergic receptor P2X, ligand-gated ion channel, 5 (gene p2rx5). The record is from RefSeq and is a predicted model, not a curated record. Gene Ontology annotation, biological process: monoatomic cation transmembrane transport; response to ATP. Bases 486 to 1742 code for a protein of 418 amino acids. Gene Ontology annotation, molecular function: purinergic nucleotide receptor activity; extracellularly ATP-gated monoatomic cation channel activity. Lineage: Eukaryota; Metazoa; Chordata; Actinopteri; Anguilliformes; Congridae. Gene Ontology annotation, cellular component: nuclear inner membrane; plasma membrane. The transcript has 12 exons.